UCCCUGCGCGCUGCUAUCUAGUCCCAGACGCGGAGGUGUCGCUCCGCCAGACGCUGCGUUGGUGCUGGGCUCGGGACUGUUUGACGGACUUCCUCCCCGAACGGAGACGACCGGAGCCGCCUCUGACUCCCUCACUCAGCCGCCCCGCGCACCUGGGCACCAUGGACCUGUGGACCACCGGCACAUCCGCGCUCCUUGUGGCCGCCUUGGCGCUCUCCUCCGCGGCUCUCAGUCACUUCGACACCGAGUGCUACACGGCCAACGGAGAGGACUACAGGGGCUUCCAGAACCAGACCGGCCUGCAUGGCGGUAAACCCUGUCUCUUUUGGAACGAGACCUUCCAGCACCCCUACAACACGCUGAAGUACCCCAAUGGCGAGGGCGGCUUGGGCAGACACAAUUACUGCAGGAAUCCGGACGGCGACGUCCAGCCGUGGUGUUACAUCGCCGACCACGAAGACGGAAUCUACUGGCGAUACUGCGACAUCCCGACAUGCCGCAUGCCGGGUAACCUGGGCUGCUUCCGAGACAGCGGCGACCCCCCCGCCCUCUCCGGCGCCACCGAGACGUCCAACAAGCUCACCAUCCAGAACUGCAUCAGCUUCUGCAGGAAGCAAAGAUACAAGCUUGCCGGCAUGGAGUCGGGGUACGCUUGUUUCUGCGGCAACGAAGUGGACCUGCAGGACCACGACGAGUCCCCCGGCAUGGAGUGCAACCACGUGUGCUUCGGCGACCACACGCAGCCGUGCGGCGGAGACGGCUGGGUCAUCGUCUUCGACACCCGGGUGGGGUCGUGUGGGGGGAACCUGACCUCCCCGUCCGGAGUCAUCUACUCGCCCGACUUUCCCGACAAAUACGGAGCCAGCCGUGUCUGCUACUGGACGGUGCAGGUGCCCGGAUCCUCGGCCAUCCUGUUCAACUUCACCUUCUUCGACAUCUCGGAUCAGGCCGACAUGGUGGAGGUGCUGAACGGCUACACCAACCAGGUGGUGGCGCGCUUUGACUGGCGCAGCCCCCCGAGAGAGGUGGUCAACAUCACUGGAGACUUCGUCAUCGUUUACUUCUUCUCGGAUCGCACCAACCAAGCCCAGGGCUUUGCUCUGCUAUACCAAGCGCUGAGGAGCCAAAGCGAGGAGGAGGACGACGAGGACGAUGACGGCGACGGCGGCUUCCUAAGCACGGUGGCACCUCCUCAGCCGCCCGCCGCCGUCACCGACAGCUCCAACCUCACCUCCAAAGGACGCUCCACGCAGAUCCUCUACGUCAUCACGUCCAGCCCCGGCAAACCGGAGCACAACAUGCCAGGUCAGUGGGCUGGACCCGGCGAGACCCACAGCGCUAUGUGGACCAUCUAUGCCCUGGCCGCCCUCCUCAUCCUCACGGUGGUCGCCAUGGUAGCCAAGCUGCUGCUGCACAUCACCAUCAAGUCUCCCCGCAUCCCCACUGUGAGCGGCUCGGACACUUGCAGCCAGAGCGCGGCGUCGUCGGAGCCUUGGAUCAUCUUGUACAAACCCUCCACCAUCUCCCUCUUCAAGAAGAAGCUAAAGAACCACCACGGCGACCUCAGCCCCCUGGUGGGCAACUAGCGCCACGGCCGCGCCGCUGCCUCGUCGGGACGAAACGCGGGAAAAAAAAAAAACCACAACGCCACCCAGACCGCCGACCAUCACGUGGGGGGGAAGCGCCCUCGGAUAAUGGAUCAUCUUCGCUGACACGAGUGACUGGAGGCGGACCGAGCGGGCCCGGCUGAGGGGUAGGGGGGCGGAGCCAGGCGCAGACCCACCUGGUCCGGAAGCCCUCCGGUGGCGACUCCUUCAUCUCCAUUGGGACUCAGCAUAGCUUCUUCUAUUCCGCAGCUUCUUUUCAAAUGUAAAUGCGCUGGACCUAAUGAGGGGACGGUGGACCUAAUGA
Messenger RNA from Nerophis lumbriciformis (worm pipefish), 1911 nucleotides. The record is from RefSeq and is a predicted model, not a curated record. Lineage: Eukaryota; Metazoa; Chordata; Actinopteri; Syngnathiformes; Syngnathidae.